This is a messenger RNA of Agelaius phoeniceus (red-winged blackbird), 4963 nucleotides long. It is a transcript of the gene ROBO2, whose product is annotated as roundabout guidance receptor 2. Lineage: Eukaryota; Metazoa; Chordata; Aves; Passeriformes; Icteridae. The record is from RefSeq and is a predicted model, not a curated record. Gene Ontology annotation, molecular function: protein binding.
AUGUUCUUGUCAUUGAAAAAGGGGAAAAUCACUAUGCUUGAACUUCUUUUCAUUUUGAUGUUGCUCUUCUCUGGACCAACCCUGAGCAAGCUUAGCAGGACCAAAGGCAAACACUGGAAGGGGGGAUCCCGUCUCCGCCAAGAGGACUUUCCACCACGGAUUGUUGAGCAUCCCUCAGAUGUGAUAGUGUCUAAAGGAGAGCCAACCACUCUGAACUGCAAGGCAGAGGGGAGGCCCACCCCCACCAUCGAGUGGUACAAGGAUGGCGAGCGGGUGGAGACGGACAAGGACGACCCGCGCUCCCACCGGAUGCUGCUGCCCAGCGGAUCUUUAUUUUUCCUGCGCAUCGUGCACGGGCGCAGGAGUAAACCCGACGAGGGCAGCUACGUUUGUGUAGCAAGGAACUACCUUGGGGAAGCCGUGAGUCGCAACGCGUCCCUGGAAGUGGCAUUGCUGCGGGAUGACUUCCGGCAGAACCCUACGGACGUGGUGGUGGCAGCGGGAGAGCCUGCGAUCCUGGAGUGCCAGCCGCCCCGGGGGCACCCCGAGCCCACCAUCUACUGGAAGAAGGAUAAAGUCCGCAUUGACGACCGGGAGGAGCGCAUCAGUAUCCGUGGUGGGAAGCUGAUGAUCUCCAACACCAGAAAAAGUGAUGCAGGGAUGUACACGUGUGUGGGGACCAACAUGGUGGGGGAGCGCGACAGUGACCCUGCAGAGCUGACUGUCUUUGAGCGGCCCACGUUUCUCAGGCGACCGAUUAACCAAGUGGUGCUGGAGGAGGAGGCCGUGGAUUUCCGGUGCCAGGUGCAGGGGGAUCCCACUCCCACAGUCCGGUGGAAGAAAGAUGAUGCAGACUUACCAAGAGGAAGGUACGACAUCAAGGACGACUACACCCUGCGCAUCAAGAAAGCCGUGAGCAGCGACGAAGGAACCUACACCUGCAUUGCCGAGAACCGCGUGGGCAAGGUGGAAGCCUCUGCUACGCUCACCGUGCGAGCUCGCCCCGUUGCUCCCCCACAGUUUGUGGUGAGACCACGAGACCAGAUUGUAGCCCAGGGUCGAACUGUGACUUUUCCUUGUGAAACUAAAGGAAAUCCCCAGCCAGCUGUUUUCUGGCAAAAAGAAGGAAGUCAGAACCUACUCUUCCCAAACCAGCCUCUGCAGCCCAACAGCAGAUAUUCAGUGUCACCAACUGGGGACCUCACCAUUACCAACAUCCAGAGGUCUGAUGCAGGCUACUACAUCUGUCAAGCACUGACGGUUGCUGGAAGCAUUUUAGCAAAGGCUCAGCUGGAGGUUACUGAUGUCCUGACAGAUCGGCCUCCGCCCAUCAUCCUCCAGGGCCCCGUCAACCAGACGCUGGCAGUGGAUGGCACAGCUCUGCUCAAGUGCAAGGCCACCGGCGACCCCCUCCCUGUCAUCAGCUGGCUCAAGGAGGGGUUCACCUUCCUGGGCCGGGACCCUCGGACAUCCAUACAGGACCAGGGCACGCUCCAGAUCAAAGCUCUGCGGCUCUCUGAUACUGGGACUUACACUUGCGUUGCUACGAGUUCCAGUGGGGAGACGUCCUGGAGUGCUGUGCUGGAGGUGACAGAAUCUGGUGGAGCAACAGUCAGUAAAAAUUAUGAUAUAAAUGACCUCCCUGGGCCACCAUCCAAACCUCAGGUCACUGAUGUUACUAAGAACAGUGUCACCCUGUCCUGGCAGCCAGGGACCCCUGGAAGCCUACCAGCUAGUGCAUAUAUCAUUGAGGCUUUCAGUCAGUCUGUGAGCAACAGCUGGCAGACGGUGGCCAACCACGUGAAGAGCACGCUGUACACCGUGCGAGGCCUGCGCCCCAACACCAUCUACCUGUUCAUGGUCAGAGCCAUCAACCCCCAGGGCCUGAGCGACCCCAGCCCCAUGUCAGACCCUGUCCGAACCCAAGAUAUCAGCCCCCCAGCACAAGGUGUGGAUCACAGGCAAGUCCAGAAGGAGCUGGGAGAUGUCAUUGUACGGCUGCACAAUCCUGUUGUGCUGACACCCACGACAGUGCAAGUCACCUGGACGGUGGACCGGCAGUCCCAGUUUAUCCAGGGCUACCGCGUGCUGUACCGCCAGACCUCGGGCCUGCCCGUCCCAGCCACGUGGCAGAACCUGGAGGUCAAAGUGCCCACCGAGCGCAGCGCCGUCCUCGUCAGCCUCAAAAAGGGGGUCACCUAUGAGAUCAAGGUCCGCCCUUACUUCAAUGAGUUCCAAGGCAUGGACAGUGAAUCCAAGUCUGCUCGUACCACAGAGGAAGCUCCAAGUGCUCCUCCUCAGUCUGUCACUGUCCUGACAGUUGGAAAUCACAACAGCACAAGCAUCAGCAUCUCCUGGGAUCCUCCCCCUCCAGAUCACCAAAAUGGAGUCAUCCAGGAGUACAAGAUCUGGUGCCUAGGUAAUGAGACUCGAUUUCAUAUCAACAAAACAGUAGAUGCAGCCAUUCGGUCUGUAGUAAUAGGUGGCCUAUAUCCAGGUAUCCAGUACCGCGUGGAAGUUGCUGCAAGCACCAGUGCAGGUGUGGGAGUAAAAAGUGACCCACAACCCAUAAUAAUAGGAGGUCGUAACGAAGUUGUCAUCACUGAAAAUAACAACAGCAUAACUGAGCAAAUCACUGAUGUGGUGAAGCAGCCUGCCUUCAUAGCUGGCAUUGGUGGUGCAUGUUGGGUCAUCCUCAUGGGUUUCAGCAUCUGGCUCUACUGGCGGAGAAAGAAGAGGAAGGGGCUCAGCAAUUAUGCUGUCACCUUCCAAAGAGGAGAUGGAGGACUAAUGAGCAAUGGAAGUCGACCAGGUCUGUUGAAUGCCAGUGACCCCAGUUAUCCUUGGCUUGCAGACUCUUGGCCUGCCACAAGUCUGCCAGUAAAUAACAGUACUAGUGGACCCAAUGAUCUUGGGAAUUUUGGUCGUGGAGAUGUGCUGCCACCAGUGCCAGGGCAAGGAGAUAAAACCGCUACCAUGCUUUCUGAUGGAGCCAUUUACAGCAGCAUCGACUUCACCACCAAAACCAGUUACAACAGCUCCAGCCAAAUAACCCAGGCUACGCCAUAUGCCACCACCCAGAUCCUGCAUUCCAACAGCAUCCACGAGCUGGCCGUCGAUUUACCAGAUCCGCAGUGGAAAAGCUCAAUUCAGCAAAAAAAUGACCUCAUGGGAUUUGGUUACUCUCUCCCAGACCAAGGCAAAGGCAACAAUGCCUUGCUUUACAUCCCUGACUACCGGGUGGCUGAGGGACUGGCUAAUAGAUUGCCACACAACCAGUCACAGGAUUUCAGCACCACCAGCUCCCACAACAGCUCCGAAAGGAGUGGCAGCCUCUCAGGUGGCAAAGGAGGGAAAAAGAAGAAAAACAAAAAUACUACCAAGCCCCAGAAAAAUAAUGGUUCAACCUGGGCCAGUGUUCCCCUCCCACCCCCUCCUGUGCAGCCACUUCCAGGCACAGAGCUGGAACACUAUGGGGUGGAUCAGCAAGAAGCAGGAUAUGACAGUGAUGGUUGGUGUCCACCUUUGCCAGUUCAGACCUACCUGCAUCAGGGCAUGGAAGAUGAGCUUGAGGAAGAUGAUGAUCGUGUCCCCACACCUCCUGUCCGGGGAGUAGCUUCAUCUCCUGCCAUCUCCUUUGGGCAGCAGUCGACUGCAACUCUCACGCCUUCUCCACGAGAGGAGAUGCAGCCAAUGCUUCAAGCUCACCUUGAUGAGUUAACAAGGGCUUACCAGUUUGAUAUAGCAAAGCAGACAUGGCACAUCCAAAGCAAUACACAACCUCCUCAGGCUCCAGUUCCUCCCCUAGGAUACGUAUCUGGAAACCUUAUUUCAGAUUUGGAAACAGAUGUUCCAGACGACGAUGACGAUGAGGAUGAUAUUGAAGAAGAAACUGUAGAAAUCAGUAGGCCACUAAGAGGUCUAGAGCAUACUCCAGGCUCCAGUAUGGACAAUCUAGAGAGCUCUGUAACAGGUUCAAUGGUAAAUGGAUGGGGUUCUGCGUCUGAUGAGGACCGUAACUUUUCUAGCCAUAGAUCUAGUGUAGGUAGCUCCUCAGAUGACUCCAUCUUUACCAGCGGCACUUUUGCACAAGCACUGGUUGCAGCAGCAGAUAAAGCUGGGUUUAGGCUGCAUGGAACCAGCCUGACAAGAACAGGCAAAGCAUAUUCUUCCUCUCAGAGACCUCGGCCAGGCAGUCCUUUUUCUACUGACAGCAACACGAGUGCAGCUGUCAGUCAGGGUCAGAGGCAGAGGCCCACGAAGAAACACAAGGGCGGGCGUUUGGAGCAGCCCGCUCUGCCUCAUCGCCGCGAGGGAAUCACGGACGAUCUUCCACCACCACCCGACCCGCCCCCCGGUCAGGGUUUAAGGCAGCCCAUAGUGCCCGGCCAGCGCGGAGGCUCUGCCGAGAGGAAGGGGAGCUCUCUGGAGAGGCAGCACGCGGCAGCCAACGUAGAUGACACAAAGAGCUCCCUGGACCGGCCCGCUAGGACAUCACUAGAGUGGCAGCGGCAAGCCCAGGAGUGGAUAAGCUCUGCAGACCGCCAAGAGGAUUUCAGGAAAGCCCAACACAAACAAGCCUUCGGAUCAGAAGAGGCACUCGUACCAUAUAGUAAACCCAACUUCCCAUCCCCUGGUGGCCACAGCUCUUCAGGAACAUCUUCUUCUAAAGGAUCAACUGGACCCAGAAAAGAGUAGUUGAGAAGACACAUUGCAAGCUGCUCUGAUGGACCAUCAGGUCUGAACUCAUGGAAGUGAUGACACUAAACAGUGCAAUGAACAUUUUCUUUAUUUAUGUACUAUUAAAAGAACUGUAAAUGCAAUGUAAAGACACACAGCCACACAUAUCCCACAGAUACUUUACUUGUGUUCUUCUCUUUAAUACACCAUCCACCUUAAACUAUUCCUUGUCAGGAGUAUAUAAAAAAAAAGAAAGAAAAAAAAAUCACCCUCCAGGAUUAAA